AUGUCAAGCUCCUACGACCGCGCUUUAACCGUUUUUUCUCCCGACGGUCAUUUAUUCCAGGUGGAAUAUGCAUUGGAAGCUGUAAGGAAAGGAACGUGUGCUGUUGGCGUUCGCGGAAAAGACUGUGUUGUUCUGGGUGUUGAAAAGAAAUCUGUCUUAAAAUUGCAAGAUCCUCGUACCGUUCGAAAAAUAGUAAUGUUAGAUGAUCAUAUUUGCAUGGCGUUCGCCGGGUUAAGUGCAGAUGCGCGUGUAUUAGUCAAUAAAGCACGAGUAGAGUGUCAAAGUUAUCGGCUUUCUGUCGAGGAUCCAGUCACUGUGGAAUACAUUACGCGUUAUAUUGCUGGUGUUCAACAGAAAUAUACACAAAGUGGUGGUGUUCGUCCUUUUGGUAUUUCUACACUUAUAAUUGGGUUUGAUCCUCACGAUAAAGCACCCAAACUUUAUCAAACUGAUCCGUCUGGUAUAUAUUCAGCUUGGAAGGCAAAUGCCAUAGGACGAAGCUCGAAAACUGUACGCGAAUUUUUAGAGAAAAAUCACAAGGACGAAUUAACAGAAGAAGAGUCUAUUAAGUUGACAGUCAAGUCUCUGCUUGAGGUUGUACAAACUGGCGCUAAAAAUAUCGAAAUAACCAUUAUGAGUGUCACCGAGGAUCCAGAGAAGAAAACCAUUAAGACCCAAGUAAAGAAUCUGGAAGUUGAUCAA
Molecule: messenger RNA, 702 nt
Organism: Ambispora gerdemannii
Lineage: Eukaryota; Fungi; Glomeromycota; Glomeromycetes; Archaeosporales; Ambisporaceae
Source: the annotation of a GenBank genome assembly